Molecule: messenger RNA, 749 nt
Organism: Rhineura floridana
Lineage: Eukaryota; Metazoa; Chordata; Lepidosauria; Squamata; Rhineuridae
Gene: TMEM161B
Product: transmembrane protein 161B
Exons: 6
Coding region: 9-440 (143 amino acids)
Source: RefSeq, a predicted model, not a curated record
UGAUAUGUAUGUUUCUGUACAGGAAAUAUAAUGGUCAUAUUGAAAACAAACCUCUAAUCAUUCCUAAAGACAUUGAUCAUCUGGAAACAAAGUCUAUUACUGAAAUAGAUGCAUUAGUGACUUGCAAACCUAAUUGGAAAACUUGGGAGAUGACGGCCUUGCACUGUUUUCCUGAAUAUCAGUGGCUGGUAGGCUUCACAGUUGCAGCUACAGUGGUAUAUGUGGUAACCGAAGCCUACUACAGCUGGAUGAAGCCCUCGCAAGAAAUGAAUAUCAGUGUUGUCUGGUGUCUGCUUGUUCUGGCUUUUGCAAUUCUGAUUGUGUGCUGGAUGGUCUACAGCCAAUUCAAGUAUGGUGAGCGGAAGAGGAUAGAGCAGUAUCUGACCAUGUUGUACUCGCAACGGGGAACACACCCAACAGUUGAACUCUGCUGCAUAUAAACUUCCUGACACCCCUGCUUAUGGUUUUAUUGUGGGUCAAGCCCAUUACCAAGGACUAUAUAAUGAAUCCACCAUUGGGAAAAGAGAAUGUGCCUUUACGCUGAUUCAUGAAUAUAGUGCUGGCCCUUCUUGUCUUGGUCAACCUGAAAUGUUAUCUAGAGCCAUAGGAAUUUGACUUUAGGGACGUUUAAGCAUAACAUUUUCUGGCAAUAAUCACUACUGUACUUAUUUUGCAUUAGUCCUGAGGGAUAUUACUGCAAUUCUCUAAUGAAUGAUUGUCUAGCUUUAACUUACUCCUGAACGCUGAGU